Messenger RNA from Loa loa (African eye worm), 747 nucleotides. RefSeq names its product cuticlin 1. The transcript has 4 exons. NCBI's taxonomy places the organism in Eukaryota, Metazoa, Nematoda, Chromadorea, Rhabditida, Onchocercidae. Bases 1 to 747 code for a protein of 248 amino acids. The record is from RefSeq and is a predicted model, not a curated record.
AUGAAAUUUUUCAACGAAUACCCUCGUGUUAAAGGAGAGCAGUAUUUGUUGAAGUUACGACGGGUAGAUGAAAUUAUGCAUUUCAAAAAAGCACAAGGAGAAAAUAAUCGGCUUCCGGAAGAAGCAACUUCGGCUGUAUCAACAUUUAAGAGAUUUGGAAAUAAACCGGAAAUGUGUCUGGAACUUUUCAGAUCAUCAGCAACAACAAUAAAAGCUUUAAAUACGGUUAUUUCGAUCCGAAUAUCAUCCCAAAUGUUACUGUUUUCUUGCAUAACAUCCGUAAUGCCGGUGAGUAGACUGGAUGAUUACAAUAUUGCCGACGAUAACGUCAUCAAUCUUUCAGUCAGUGAAUUUCCAGAACCAAACUGCAAAUAUCAUAUACGGUUAUACAACCGAAAUGGUUCGGAAUUGACGAGGGAAGUUGGAAUUGGUGAACCGGUCUAUCAUCACUGGACAUGUAAUUACAAGCAACAACAAAGUGGACUAUACUGUAUUUUAGUGAAUAAUUGUACGAUUUCAAAUUCUCGACCUUAUUCCUUCCCGGUACCAAUUAUUGAUGAAUUUGGUUGCUCUCUUUUCCCUAUUAUAAUGCCACACGUCGAAUACGAUGGUGAUCUUGAUGGUGGUCUUCAAACGAAUGUAUUCUUACUUGACAUUGACCAGUUGUCUGUUACAUUUCAUUGUAACAUCAAGUUAUUGCUGAAAUUACAUGGGAUUUGUCAACGACCUUCAUGUCCACCAAUUUAA